GUGAUUUAUUGUCGAGUGCAGUUAAAGUUUGAUGAACCUGAUAGUUAGACAUUGAGAGCUAGAGGUGUUACAGCGUUGGUUCGGUCAGACGAGACUGCGGACAGAAAGCAGAUCUUGAGAGGCCUGUAAACAUACACAGGAAAAUGGUACAGAGGUCUACUGUCGCUGGCCUUGCGAUGCUGCUGCUAGCAGCGGUUGCCACAUUUUUGGCUGUUUUCUUCAGUCUGCGGGCCAAGGCGUCUGGUAACGGUUACUUCAAAGCAGCGGUAGCGGCGGAUGCUGGGCCGUGCUCGGAAAUUGGCAGGGACAUUCUUAAAAAAGGAGGAUCUGCUGUAGAUUCUGCCAUUGCUGCUCUGUUAUGCGUGGGUUUGAUGAAUGCUCACAGCAUGGGCAUCGGUGGAGGGCUCUUCUUCACUAUUUAUGACCCCAAAACAGGAAAAGUUGAAACCAUCGAUGCACGCGAGACGGCCCCUGCGAACGCAACCAGAGACAUGUUUGGAAAUAGUACAGACCUUUCCCAGAAAGGUGGUUUGUCUAUUGCUGUACCAGGGGAGAUUCGGGGUUAUGAGAUGGCACACAAACGCCAUGGCAAGCUUCCUUGGAAAGAACUGUUCUUACCCAGCAUACAACUGGCACGAAACGGCUUUCGUCUUGGCAGCGCUUUGGCCGGUGCCAUUAAUUCAAACAAAAGAAUUAUCAUGAAUGACAAAACAUUAUGUUCCGUGUUCUGUGAUUCCACCGGCAACAUCCUGCGGGAAAACGACACAAUCAUCUUUGCCAAACUGGCUGACACUUACGAGCACAUAGCCGAGAAUGGGCCUGAUGCGUUUUACAGCGGCCCGCUGGCCGAGAACCUCGUGAGGGAUAUCCAAGCUGCAGAGGGGAUUAUAACCCUGGAGGACCUGAGAAAUUACAGGCCUGUGCUUGAUGAGAACCCACCUACUGUUAACAUAGGAGAAUACGCAAUGGUGACUCCCAACGCUCCUGCCAGCGGACCCGUCCUCACCUUAAUACUUAACAUCCUGAGCGGUUUCAACUUUAGCCCAGACAGCGUCUCCACCACAGAUAAGAAAAUCCUCACCUAUCACCGUAUAGUGGAGGCCUUCCGAUUCGCAUAUGCCAAAAGGUCUAUUCUGGGUGAUCGAAAUUUUCUCAACAUCUCUGAUUUCAUCCAGAACAUCACCUCAAAGGAUUACGCUGACAUGAUCCGACAAAAGAUCACAGAUGACACAACACAGCAGGAGGGCUACUACGAACCCGAGUACUUUAUUCCGGACAAUCACGGCACGGCGCAUCUGUCGGUGGUGGCGGAGGAUGGAGCUGCUGUCUCCGCCACAAGCACCAUUAAUCUGUACUUUGGCUCUAAGUUCAUGUCUGAUUCAACAGGGAUUUUACUCAACAAUGAGAUGGAUGACUUCAGUUCUCCUCUGAUUACGAACAAUUUUGGAGUUCCUCCUUCUCCCAAUAACUUUAUUGUACCACAUAAAAGACCAAUGUCUUCUAUGUGUCCCGCCAUACUGCUGGAUAAAAACAACAAAGUUAAGAUGGUGGUUGGAGCCUCUGGUGGAACAAGGAUCACUACAGCAGUAGCCCAGGUGAUCCUAAACGCCUUGUUUUUUGAUUACGACCUUGAAAAAGCAGUCGUGGAGCCGAGGAUUCACAAUCAGCUCAGUCCCAACACCACACAGGGAGAGCCUGACUUUAACAAGGCAGUGUUGGAGGGUCUUGCGCAGAAGAACCACUUUACAGAAGUGAUAAAGUCCACGGCCUCUGUGGUUCAGGCUAUAGUGCGAUAUAGUGAUGGACUUCGUGCCAAGUCAGACCCACGCAAGGGAGGCUACGCGGCUGGGUACUGAACACUGCAUCGACUCAUCGAUCCGGAUUUCUAGUCCAGCUUCAGGCAAAAGACUUAAUACCUAAGGACAUUUUCCCCAGAGCUGCUCGGAAACAACCCAGUGCCUUCAUCAGAGAUCCAACAAGCGAGUCGCCUCUGGCAGAUCAAAAUCUCCAUUCAUGACUCCACCACCAUUUUUCUCCUGACAUUGAUCCUUGCUUGUUCUGCAUUCAGUGAAAAUUCAAUUUCAAAUACUGGGUGACGAAUACACGCACAAAGAAAACCGUUUAAUCUUUUGAUUAAAUCACCUCAUCCUGAUUUUUAGAUCCAUAUCAUGUUACCGUGGAGUGGUAGGUUAUUUAUUUCUACAAAUAAAUGUAUUUGACAAGUGA
Messenger RNA from Misgurnus anguillicaudatus (oriental weatherfish), 2226 nucleotides. It is a transcript of the gene ggt1b, whose product is annotated as gamma-glutamyltransferase 1b. Gene Ontology annotation, biological process: peptide modification; regulation of inflammatory response; glutathione catabolic process. Gene Ontology annotation, cellular component: plasma membrane. The record is from RefSeq and is a predicted model, not a curated record. Gene Ontology annotation, molecular function: glutathione gamma-glutamate hydrolase. NCBI's taxonomy places the organism in Eukaryota, Metazoa, Chordata, Actinopteri, Cypriniformes, Cobitidae.